Dictyostelium purpureum is the source of this 1446-nucleotide messenger RNA. RefSeq lists its product as uncharacterized. Lineage: Eukaryota; Evosea; Eumycetozoa; Dictyosteliales; Dictyosteliaceae. Bases 1 to 1446 code for a protein of 481 amino acids. Gene Ontology annotation, molecular function: RNA polymerase II C-terminal domain phosphoserine binding. The transcript is spliced from 2 exons. The record is from RefSeq and is a predicted model, not a curated record. Gene Ontology annotation, cellular component: nucleus; Cdc73/Paf1 complex. Gene Ontology annotation, biological process: positive regulation of transcription elongation by RNA polymerase II; transcription elongation by RNA polymerase II.
AUGAGUGAUACAGAAGAUUUAUUUGGGGAUGAAGAGGAAAGAAAGAUUUUAGAAGGUACAUUUGUAGAGAAGGUUCCAUCAUCAUUACCAAAUAAAUCAAAGGAGGAAGAAGAGGAGGAAGAUGAAGAUUUAUUUGGUGAAAAAGAGCAAGAAAAUGGUGAAGAUAAAAAAGAAGAUGGUAGCGAUAACGAAAAUAACAAAAAUAAAGAAGAAGAUGAAGAUGAAGAUUUAUUUGGUGAAGAUGAGGAAAAAGAACAAGAUAAUGAAGAGGGCAGCGAUUAUGAAAGAUUAAAGAAAAAGAAAUCAAAAAAGCAUAAAAAGAAACAUAGCCGUCACAGCGACGAAGAGGAUGGCGAUGGUGAUGGCGAUGAUAUGUCAACUGAAAAGGCCGAAAUGAACGCAGGUGAACAGUUUUUUGGUGGUGAAUCAGAUGAAGAAGAAGAAGAGGAGUUAAUUCGUGAUCCAAUUGAAUUAAUUCAUAUUGAAACACCAAAAGUUAGACCGGUCGAAAAGGUUAUGAAAAUUAAAUUAUCAAAUAUUUUAGGAAUUCAACCAAAACCAUUCGAUCCAUUAACAUUUGAAGAAGAUGAGUUAAAUAGUGAACAAAAAAAUAAAAACUUUAAUAAUAUUGAAUCAGUUAUAAGAUGGAGAUGGGGAUUGGAUUCAAAUGGUAGACCAGCAAAAGAAAGUAAUACACGUUUUGUUACAUGGCCAGAUGGAUCAGCUCAUUUAUUUAUUGGUAAUGAAGUAUUGGAAAUCAAAGAGCAAGAUUUAAGAAAUGAACAAUUUUAUGUAUAUAGUUCUCAAGAGGGAUUUAUUGAAUGUGAGAGUAAAAUCGACUCAAGAAUCAAUAUUAGACCAGCCAACAUUAGAAGUAAAGUUCAUCAACGUCUUUCAGAAAGCGUUGCUAAGAAAUCCCUGAAAGUCAGUAGAAUUAAAUCUAUUCAAACUACAUUGGAUCCAGAAAAAGAAAAAGAACAAAGAGAAAAAGAACUUUUGGAGACCAUUAGAGAAAAUAAAAAGAAACAAGAAGAAGAAAAUAAACCAAGAAAGAAUAAAGCCCUUACCAGCGAUUAUCUCGAAGACGAUGAAUACGAUGGUUAUCGUAAUGAAAAAGGUGAUGACUUUAUCGUGGAUGAUGAAGAAGGUGAAAUGUCUGAAGAUGGCGAUUAUAAACCCUCUGAAGAUGAAGAAUCUGGCAGUGACGAAGCUGGCAGUGAUGAGGACGAAUACCAAGAUGAAAGCGAUAGCAGUGAUCGUCAUCGUUCCUCAAAGAGUAAAAAAGACCAAAAAAGAAAAGAUAGAGAUAAUAAAAAAGGUAGUAAAGGUUCAUCGAGUAGCAGCAGAGCUCAACAAGAAAUUUUUGGUGAAGAUGAAGACGAUGAAGAGUUUAUAAGUGUUUCUAAAAAAGUAAAAAGAAAGGUUUUAGAUGAUGAUGACGAAUAG